GUUUGACUGCAGCAGACAGUUGUGGUCUGUCCGAAGAGUCCGGGGGUGGACCAGGAUGUGUCUCCUGGACUCAGACCUGAUCUGAAACCAGCACGGACAGGUCUGCGCUCCUGAGGCUGUGGGGACGCUCUGGAACUAAGUAGAGCUGGGAUCAAUAAAGUACAUCUAUCCAUCUAUCUCUCUAGAGCUGGUCUGAGCUGUGGCCAUGAUCUGAAAAGUCAGCUCUUCUUUCUGUGGAGUUCUUUUCUAAAAUAGGGUUUAUUUUGUAAUUUUCUCUAAAUCUCUGUCAAAAAGACUGUGGUUUGUGUAUAUGUAUAUAUAAAUAUAUAUUGACCUUUUAGAUCCUGGUCACGGUUCAGGCUAGUUCUAGUUGGUCUAACUAUAGCUGGUCUGAAAGUGGGUCACCAACAGGGAAGUUGCCAAGUGCAGGAUUGGAUGUAGCCUAUACAAAUGCACAGGAGUGCGUGUGUGCGUGCGUGUUGAAGCUUCACUGGGACUCUGGGACUGGCUUCAGCGUUGUUGGGCCUCAUAUUUCACUCAGACUAAAUGUUAGGUUGGAUACAUGCUCUGCUGCACAUGUAUAUUGCCAAGAAUUCGGAUUACACAUCCUGUUUUCUGAUCUUUACAUUGCACGUUUAGAAAAACUGCCUUGUUUAUAGUAUUUCCAUUUUUUAUUUUACAUAGAAUUAAUUUUGAUUCUUACCACAUUUUCCCCUUUCACUGCUUCUUUCUUGUGCUGCUGUGCCAAUUGUGCAGUUCUCAUACGCAAGCUCAACAAAGGUACAUCUUAUCUUAUCUUAUCUUAACAUCAUCACACACCUUUAUUUUUGCAACCUCUGAGGCUUUUGCUUAAAUUUACAGUUAAUAUUAAACUAUUUGUAGUGUUACACGAUAUGGUCUAAAAUUAUAUAUAGAUUAAAACAUGUUUUAUCAGUUUAUCUACAGUUAAAACAAGAAAGUUUAAAGACAGAUUUUUGCUCAUGAGUGAAGGUUGUGGUUUUAAAUGGUUCUUAAUGGGCAGAGAAUGAUAAACGCUUGUCCCUUUUAAGACUUUUGUUAUAUUGCUAUUUAUGAAAAUUAUAUUGUGUUAAAUAUUUAUAUUUAUUGUCCAGCCUUAACUAGUUGCAUUUAGUGGUUUUUGACUUUGACAUCUCAAAGCAGGGUUCAAACUGCCCUCCUGAGUGACUCAAGGAAUAGUAAAUAGACAGUGUGUACAAAACAUGGAUCAGGGGUAAUAGUAACACACACCUACAGUCACACACACAUAAACACACGUAAUGCGUAUUCCUGGCAACAGAAGGGAUAAUACGCUGGAAUUGAAAUAGAUUGAGAUUAUGAGAAUGAACUUUGUACUCAGUGGUACCCAGAAACAAUCCCUGAACAGAACAAAACACUAUCACAAUAAAAUACACAUCAGAAUAUAAAUGUACAUACAUUUUGUAUGUUGUAAUACACAAUCUCUAUUUUACGUAAUAUUUCUUUGCUUUGUAUGUCAAUAUAAUACAGGUUCAAAACUGAUAAGAACUCAAAUAUUCUCUUGUAAAUAUCCUAGAUGACCUCGAUGACUCAACUGAUGCUGACCAUCCACUCACAUUAUCAACAAGUUAGGUUAAGUUACUUUAUUUGUACCUGUAGCCAGUUUGAGUGGCAUCCAUCAACACAAUUCAAAAUCAUAACACUGGGACAGAAGACCAGACCACAAAAACCAGGACAAACUAACCAGCAAAGAGAUUACAGUGGCUUCCAUAUUCUCCCCAGGCGAAGGACACUUUCCAAUGCAAUUAUUAUUUAAUUUAGAAAGUUGUGCUCUGUCACGUUUGUUGAUUGUUGGUGCCACAACUUUACACCUGUGUGUUUUUGCUUUUGAUACACAAAGUUAGUGCAGCCUAUGACUUUGCUUGCUCGUGACACACUGGCCGACCUUUUGUCACUGACACACAUUCACCUGGAGGGGUCUGCUUGAACUUGUAGCCAUAACUGUGCAGGUUGCGGCUUCGCAGAGUUAUAAACAAAUAACUGCGGUGACUGAGUCUACGUGAUCUCAGUUUCGGAAACAGAAAAAAAAGAGGAGUUAACAAACUUUCAAACUUUUCCUGAAAAACAUCUGUGUGGAACGGGGCCCCAUGUUGACUGUUCACAGGCCAAUUAAGCUUCAGUACAGUCGUGUUUACCGAGCAGAGUUGGAUGGCAUCCUGUGUACACAAAGUGUGUGGGAUAGGAAGAGAAGGAAAAUGUCAACCACCAGCAACAACACUCCACUCACUAUAGUGUGUGUGUGUGUGCAUGUGGGCCGUUGCAUAUAGUGUAACUGAACAACUCCAAAGUGGACGACUCAAAUACAGAACCCCAUGCAUUUUAUCUGUCUGUUCCUCAAACAUUAUGUGGUGUUGCUUGUGUACAUUAUAAUCAGUGGUGUGCAGGGAUUUUUACACACAGGCAAACAGAGCUGUGGACCUAUCCUGUUGUCAUGGUUAUAUUUGACAAAGACAGUGUUGAUGGUGGAGCAUAAUAUGUGAGAACAACUGUUAUAACCAUGGCACGUGAGAGCAGCGAGACAGACCAGAGCGCAGAGAGUACGGGAACUUAGCUACGGGUUUGAGGAAUUGCACCCGUUUGUCCACAGCUAUACUACUAGCUUCACUCUCUGCAUCAUAACAGAUCUCACAUCAGUGGAAGCGGAAUCCUUUUUUCUGGCAUAAAACUAAUAAAAUAAUACAAAUUGUAGCAAUUCAAAGUGCAUGUCCUUCAGGUUGCUUGUUUCUGGCUGUCAGGUCGCUGUCAGAUUGAAACACAGCCAUGUCCAGAGACUUUUAAACCUUAAGUAAAUACCUUAAAGUAAAUAUACGAAAUGUCAAACUGUAUGUAUGACCCAUUUCCACUCAAGUCUGCCUGACCUAAAUCUGGAAAACCAGGUGCAAGUAGCAUCAUCAUCAUUAUUACCAUCUGACAUCAGACACCUAGCCAAAGAGAAGCAGUUUCAGCCAGUUAGUUGUGAAAUGUGAUAUCCUCCUGGUAUAUAGUGAUCCGUAUGCCCGUCUGGGAAAGUAUAAUAAUUUAUUUCCGAAGCAGUAUGAACUUCUCUAUCAAAUUAACCAGGUAAUGAAAUGUAUUAUUUAUAUUUAGCAGUUUUUGACAUUUUAAUAUAUUCUUUUAAACUUUAAAGGCUGAAGUGAGUGGAGGCUCAAUGUGGCCUUUUAAAGUGUUGUAGCACUGAAAAGGUCUCUAACUGUAAGCGGUGUCAUAUUCAUAGACCUCUUUCAUUGGUUCUAGAGGAUCACACCCCCUUUCCUGUUCAACGCCCACCACUGGUGGUUGCUGCCUCUUCUGUCUUCACAUUUCAUCUGCUAUUCUCAACAAAGCAAUUUUUAAACUUAUAAAAGCUCUUGUAUUGUGUCAGUGUGUUUACACCAAGAUAAGAAGAGAACACUCUUUCAUAAGCCAGAUGGGCUUUGUAGACAUUUUUUACAGCUUGGUUUUUAUUCCUGUGUAAAGAAUAAUUUCAUUAUUAAAUUCAAAUGAAGCGUGCAUGAAUGAAUUCAUGCAAAGGAACGCUUGAGUGACCCCAAGCCAAAGGCUUCUGUGGAUGCAGCCACCAGUUACGGGCACUUGUUAGAGCUUGCUGUGGCUUCUUUCAAAACAUGGUAACUGUGAAUGUUUGGCUCCAUGCAACUGUAGCUCAGUGACUUCAUUAGAAUUCAAGUGCAUCCAGACGUACUAAUGUAGGACUUUAAUCAUUAGGGCCUUCCAGCUACUGCUUGUGUGUGCAUUUGUGUGCGAGUGUAUGCAGCUUGGAAUAGCCAAGCCAUGUGAUUCCUCCAGAUUCUAUUUCAGAUAGGCGAGGCCUCGUUGAACGCUCUGCACUCUUCACGGCAGCUUGAAAGAUACGUAGUCCGGUGCGAUGUUUAAUCACCGUAUCUGUCCUCAUUCUGUCAAGACCCAACCGACAGGUGAAGCGUAUCUCUAUAGGUGGUUUCAAGUUCGAACUCUGCCACAUGGAAACAGGGUACGUGACCUCUCCCCUGCUCCCCUGUGACCUCUGAAUCCCAGCCGACCUUCUCCCCUUCCCCCAGAGGCCGGACUGUCAUCCAUGGCGCUGGAGAAGCUCCUGCGUUUCGGGAAGCGGUUGCUGCGGGUGAAGGUGGUGAACUGUAACUCAGAUGACUCCCGCCUGUCGCGAUGUCUUAACACUUUUGACCUGGUGGCCCUGGGCGUGGGCAGCACGCUGGGCGCCGGCGUCUACGUGCUAGCCGGGGCUGUUGCACGAGAGAAUUCGGGUCCUGCUAUCGUGCUGUCUUUCCUGAUAGCAGCCUUGGCCUCAGUGUUGGCUGGUCUAUGCUAUGCUGAGUUUGGAGCCCGUGUUCCCAAGACAGGUUCAGCUUAUCUGUACUCCUAUGUGACAGUAGGGGAGCUGUGGGCGUUCAUCACUGGAUGGAACCUCAUCCUCUCCUAUAUCAUCGGUACCUCCAGUGUGGCCCGUGCAUGGAGCGCCACCUUCGACGAGUUGGUAGGGAAGCGCAUAGAGCAGUUCUGUAGAGAACACAUGUCUAUGAAUGCUCCGGGUAUAUUGGCAGAAUACCCCGACAUGUUUGCUGUUGUCAUCAUAUUCACCCUCACAGGUCUUCUGGCAUUCGGGGUAAAAGAGUCAGCCAUGGUGAACAAAGUUUUUACAUGUAUCAACGUCCUCGUCCUGUUGUUCAUGGUGGUCUCUGGGCUGGUCAAGGGUACCAUGAAGAAUUGGCAACUCGAUCCUGACGAGAUCCUUAAUGCCAAUUACACCAGUAACUCCAGUCUAAAUCUGACAGUUGUCCUGCCAAGCAAAGAGAGUUUAGGAGUGGGCGGCUUCAUGCCAUUUGGUAUCACAGGCGUCCUCUCAGGAGCUGCUACCUGCUUCUACGCCUUUGUCGGGUUCGACUGCAUCGCCACCACAGGUGAAGAGGUGAAGAACCCCCAGAGAGCCAUCCCUAUCGGCAUUGUGUCCUCGCUGCUCAUCUGCUUCGUCGCGUACUUCGGUGUCUCCGCUGCCCUCACCCUCAUGAUGCCGUACUACCUGCUGGACAGCAACAGCCCUCUGCCUGUAGCGUUUAAAUACGUGGGCUGGGGAGGAGCCAAAUACGCUGUAGCUGUAGGCUCUCUGUGUGCUCUGUCAACCAGUCUGUUGGGUUCCAUGUUCCCCCUACCCCGUAUCAUCUUUGCCAUGGCUAGGGAUGGCCUCCUCUUCUCCUUCUUGGCCCACGUCAGCGAGAGGAAGUCCCCCAUAUCGUCCACUAUGGUUGCUGGGGUUAUGUCUGCUAUCAUGGCCUUUCUGUUCGACCUGAAGGACCUGGUGGACCUGAUGUCCAUAGGGACGCUGCUGGCCUACACAUUAGUGGCGGCAUGUGUCUUGGUGCUCAGGUACCAGCCGGAGCAGCCUAGAAUGGCGUAUGAGAUGGCCAGCACCCAGGAGGAGAUGGAGCAAAGUGACGGCAUCAGCAUUCCCAGUAUAGGCAUCCUGCCCGGUAUGGAGGAACGGUUUAGCUUCAAGACGAUGCUAUUCCCAGACAACCCAGAGCCAUCCAGGUUGUCGGGCUUCACCGUCAAUGUCUGUGCCUCUGUCAUGGGAACGUUGAUCCUGGCGUUCAGUGUGCUGGCUGUGCAGGGAGGCUUCGCUGUGUGGAACAUCGCAGUCCUCACCUUCAUCUUUAUGGUGUGCCUCUCCCUCACCUUCAUCAUCGGGAGACAACCGGAGAGCAAGACAAAACUAUCUUUCAAGGUUCCAAUGCUGCCGUUCCUCCCAGUGAUCAGCAUGUUCGUGAACGUCUACCUGAUGAUGCAGCUGGACAGAGGCACUUGGAUACGAUUUUCCUUCUGGAUGGCCAUAGGUUUCAUGAUCUACUUCGGUUACGGCUACCGUCACAGCGCUGAGGCCGAGAUGACCCGCUCGUCUCCGGACACGGAGAUGAUCGGCUUCAAGCAGCAUCACGAAUCGGAGGUCGCGUCGCAAGAGAAGGAGGCCUUCCUUCACAACGGAAUCCUCGCCGGGGAGGAGCUUGAGGAUGAGGAUUUGUAGGAAGCCUCGGAACAUAUGUCAACCUGCCCUGACGCCCAGUCUGUCUGUGUAAGAGUAUUUCUGAAAGGACAACUCCCAGCCCCUCACUGACGGUACUCCCUGUUGGGGAGAGUAAUGAUAAAAUAACAGUUUGGCCUAAAAUUCACAGCCGUGUAACGUCGGGUAGAGCGCAGGCGGCUGGUGAUAAAUGUAUCAUCCUAAAACAGAACAUUUAUAAACAUAACUUGUAUUAUUUCAGUUUGUGAGACAGGCUUGUUACUCCCUUGUGGUUGGCCUUGGGGUUAAGCUGCUGUCUGAAGCGGGUGGGGGGGGGGGCUUCAUGCUGGAGACAGGACACAUGUUUCAGGGAGGCUCAGAGAUACUGGGAAAACCUGAAUAUUUCAUUGUCUUCAUGUUAGGGUUGCUUCUUCAGAGAGUGUCUGGGUUACAUUUCUGGCAGCAGGACCAUGUGCACAUGAAAUUACAGCUAUCGUCUUGUUGCCAGAAAGCUCUGCGGUGAUAGAUGCAUGUAUCUGUUUCAACGUAACAGCUACUGCACUGUAUCUACAUGACUCUGGAAAAUCUGAUAACACACGUCAGUAUUAAAUACAGAUUCGUACCAAUAACUGUUAAACCCGAUAAACUCUUAUGUAACUGAUGUUGAAAUUCUCCCGACGGUGCCUCGCUGACGAGCGGCAGCUUGCACAACACGCCCUGCAGCACACUCUGCUUGUCUGUGAUGUAAUUGCGCUCGUUCAGCUGCAGAACUGGGCCGGCAGGAAGCUGUAACUCACACUUCCCAUGUGUCCGACUUUCAGUCUGAAUGAUUGCGGUUGUACUUGCCGACACUGGCAGCGUGUCGUGGUUAUACAGUGUGGUUUUAAAUCAGGCAAGAAGCAGUGGAGAACAUUAGAGUCAUGGACGUCGCAGCACAUUAUGAUGCAGGAAUUGGUGUUUGAACAAAAUUAAACACAAUUCUGCAUAUCCUAUGCAGAUACAGUCAGAGUAGGUGAUCCGGUCUAACGCCAAACAGGAAUAUUCUACAUUUUCAACAGAUAUCUGAUUUAAAUGCCUUUCACAGUGAUAGUUUUUUAAAUAGCCUCUUACUUGGUAAAUCUAUUACCCUGGGUGAAAGUAUGGAAUCUGAUUUGUGAAUCCUGGUACAUGUUGAACAUCAGGUGCAGACAUUGGCGGUUGCUGAAUGCCAGUGGAUAUCAAGUAUCCCUAGAUCACAGUGUGUCUUUCACAGUGCUGGCUGCUGUGUCUUUUAGCAUCUGUAGCUCAUAAAAAGAAACAGGCCGACUUUUUUUCUUACCCGCUUUCUAAAAUAUCAUUUCCAGUGUUUUUCAGAUUAUGAAUCUGACUCGACUGAAUUUUUCAGUAAAAGCCUGUGAAGAAUCUGAUCAGGUAGAAUUUCCUCACCCAUGUUCACGUUUAUUUCCAUUUUUUUGUUGCUGCUCUAUACAACUCAAGAUCUGUGAACGAAUUUUAACGUGUAGUUCCCCUUUAAAAAAGAUGAAUUAAUCAUUUAAAUGCACAUAUAUUCAUCGAUUAACACAUAUCAACAUAUCAUCAACACGUCAACAUUGUUCUCAUUCGUUUCAACCUUUCAGUGCAUUUUGUUUCUUGUUUUGGGAGUCCCUCACAAAGUUGUACAUGUGUAAUCAUUUUAACCAUGUGUAUAUAAAAUGUUGUGUAUAUUUCUUGCAGUAAAUUAUUUGUAAAUUAGGGAAAAGGAUUUUUUUUUUGAUGACUUAUUGUCAUUUUUAUUUUUUUUGUCUUUGCAUGAUCAGUGCAACUAAAACUGUUUAUCGUCAGAGUUGGUAAAUAAAACACAGCCUCAACUUUCUCAUGAUCCGUGGCCAACAUAAGCAGUAAGGCCUUUUUAAUGAAACAGAGCAGUUAUCAUGUUUUUACCGCUUUCCUUUUUUUUGUCUGGUAUGUUUGUUAGACAGAUUAUGCAAAAACUACUGGACGGAUUAUUACAUUUGAGUGUGAAACUUUGGUGCAGCUUGGUGAAGCUGUCAACGAAAUUAACUCUUCAUAGUACAACAGCACAACUAUUUACAACAACUCCAUCACUUCAUUUACACUCAACGUGUGUGUGUGUGUGUGUGUGUGUGUGUGUGUGUGUGUGUGUGUGUGUGUGUGUGUGUGUGUGUGUGUGUGUGUGUGUGUGUGUGUGUGUGUGUGUGUGUGUGUGUGUGACAGUUACAGUUCAGAGGGAAUCAUGUGCAUCUUUGGUGAACUUGGUCGUACAUGUCGUGCCAAACCUCAGUGUUUUACCCCUGACAGGAAUACUCGGUGUACAUACAUGUCCUCUAUAAAUAAAUGAAGGGAAGGGACUUCUUUCAGUCUCCUGUGAUGCUGCUUUAAAACUCUGACCUUAGCUCUCCCCUUUCGUAACGCGUGUCGGUGUCUGUGACCAGCUGCAUCCUGUUUGUCAAGUGGUUGUAAUGAAAUCAUUUUCUCUGACUUUUUCUUUUUUUGUUGACUUUUUUUUUUUUUGUAGAUGUGUGUUGCCACGUGUUUGAGAUUGUAGAAUUGUGAAAAAGAAAAUGUAAACCUUGCUGAAAAAGCACAAAAGCAGUUUGACUACUGGGGUCGCAUCGGUGAAUUUAUCAUCGUUGUCUCUCGUUCUGUUAUUCAUCGUGGGUUCUGUUUUCCUUCUGCAUUAAUGGCAACAUGGUUGAUGAGACACGUGCCUUGUGAUGACCUUGAAAGAUGUUGAAAGACUGUUGAGCCUUUAGGUCGUUACACAGCAGCUUCUCAGGAAGAUCAUGAGAUGCACCUGAAAGCUGCAGAAAACUGAGUAAGUGGACUUCUGUUGAGACAUAGAAACUUAAAUAUCAGUAUCAACAUGUAGGCAUGUACUCCUACAAGUUAAGAUUUCCUAAAUGGGUUUUUUUCUGCUUGUCACAAUGUCUGUUUCUUUUUGUUAAAGUUUGUAUGUUUCAUGCACAUCUCCCUGUAAAUAAAACGAGCCGUUAAAAAAAAAUCA
Messenger RNA from Hippoglossus stenolepis (Pacific halibut), 9026 nucleotides. RefSeq names its product solute carrier family 7 member 1a (gene slc7a1a). The transcript is spliced from 13 exons. The record is from RefSeq and is a predicted model, not a curated record. NCBI's taxonomy places the organism in Eukaryota, Metazoa, Chordata, Actinopteri, Pleuronectiformes, Pleuronectidae. Gene Ontology annotation, molecular function: amino acid transmembrane transporter activity. Bases 4088 to 6046 code for a protein of 652 amino acids. Gene Ontology annotation, cellular component: plasma membrane. Gene Ontology annotation, biological process: amino acid transport; transmembrane transport.